Encephalitozoon intestinalis ATCC 50506 is the source of this 1605-nucleotide messenger RNA. RefSeq lists its product as uncharacterized. The coding region runs from base 1 to 1605 and encodes 534 amino acids. The transcript has a single exon. The record is from RefSeq and is a predicted model, not a curated record. Lineage: Eukaryota; Fungi; Microsporidia; Unikaryonidae.
AUGGAUGACGACCAGAAUUCCAAGCCAAUAGAAAUUCCAUCCAGAGGAAGGCCUCGAAAGAGAGAUGUGGAAUCCUUUCUACAUGUUACCCAGAUUCGAAAUGGCUUUGGAGACAAAGUUGACUAUGGGCAAAAGCAGUUUACAAAUCAAGUAGAGCAUUUCUCUUUAGGAGGACUGCAAGGGAUGCAGAAUUCCCUACCUAGCGAAUAUCUACAGACCAGCAGGGCCGGAGACUCCUCAGAUAGCAUAACUAAUUUUCUUGGAUUUAGUAAGCCAUUUUCCAGAGCAGGUGAUAUUUCUUCUAAUGAAGCAUGCAACAAUAGCAUUAACUCCGAUAAUUCUCUAGAUGUAAAAAAAGUGGAGACCUAUAGCAAUAACGGUCUGAAUGGGGUGGGGAAAGAUGGAGGAGACUACCUAGGGAAUAGAAAUCCAUAUUAUAGUGGAAGAGCUGGAAAUGAGCAGAGCACUGGGCUUCCAUCCUUUUUUCAGGAAUUCCCGGGAGAGCCCAAAGGCUCACAAGAUAGCAACUUCGGAGAAAUGGGAAGAAGACUGUUCCAAGAAGACGAUGCAUUCGGUAAUACUGGAUCUUUUGGAAGUCAAGGCACACCAUGGAAUUUCCAUCAAGAAUUUUCCAAAGGAAAAGAGGAAUAUGGUAGAUAUGGGCCCUCAAGAAAGAGUAUGGGAGAGGAAAAGCUUUCUGAAGGCCCAACACAUCUCUUGUAUAAGGAAGGCGAAGAACUAAAUCAAGGAUUUCGCAAAGGGCCUUUUCAAGUGAGGAUGGGGCCUGACUCCUACUAUGAAGGAGGAUUUGGAAAUAAUGAAAGGCAUUCCUUUUAUGAAGGAAGAGCUGUUCCCCUUGGGCCUGGGGAAAUUUCUAGAAUACAUGGCUCCGAAGGACCAAGAAAUCACCUACAUAGUGGAGCAUUUUCCUCACCACAUACUCUUGGCGACCGUGAGUUCGGUCAUAGCCAAGCCUCUUUCGGAAGCGGCCAAAAAAUGCACAGGCAGGUGGACGGAGCAGACUAUGACCGGAGAAUGAUGGCAUCUCUCUUUCCGAAUCCAGCCUUCAGGACGCAUUUCCAGCAGAGGUAUACGGAUGUACCUGUACAAAACAAUGCAUGGAUGAACCGGAAAAAGAGGAAGAGUAAUCCUCUCUUGUGGCAAUACAUAAAGAGUAACCAAGGUUUGCACCCGGGAAUUGUUCAUCCAUCAAAAUACUCGAGUCUGGACUUCAUCCAAGGGGUCGAUGACAGCCAAAAGAUGUAUCUUGGGACAAUGAGAAAGAGUUCUCCAGAGAGAAGCAACGGAAAUUCUAUAUUUCCGCUAUUCCUUAAUUCCAAUAAAGGCGUUACAGACGAGUUUAAGGAAGUGGUUCAAAACUUCAAGGACUCGGUAAGCGAGCUUGACUUUAACAAUGUCACAGUUCAGCAACUCAAGAGUCUUAUGAAAGAGUUUGGACUGAACCACACCGGUAAGAAAAACGAGCUUAUCGAAAGACUUCAGGACAUUCUCAAGAAGAUAGAUGGAAAGGAGGCACACAAGCCUGAGGAGCACGUGCAGGAAAAAACAAAGGAAAUCGACGACUUUGAGUUCUAUUUCUUCUAG